Molecule: messenger RNA, 3348 nt
Organism: Planococcus citri (citrus mealybug)
Lineage: Eukaryota; Metazoa; Arthropoda; Insecta; Hemiptera; Pseudococcidae
Product: RNA-binding protein 26-like
Exons: 1
Coding region: 395-3181 (928 amino acids)
Biological process (GO): mRNA processing
Cellular component (GO): nucleus
Molecular function (GO): metal ion binding; RNA binding
Source: RefSeq, a predicted model, not a curated record
UACCGGUAAUUAUCGAACCUACUGUUUUUUACCUAUCUAAUGUAGUUCACUAAUCAAAAUUUGUUUCAUAGAGAGCGCUUUCCAUGAAAAUAAAAUUUUUUCAAAAUGCCAACAUUUCAACCCCACAAAAUUAAAAAAGUUCUCAAAAUAAUUUUUUUUUCGUUUUCGUAAAACUGAGCUCAAAUUUUUCGAAAUAAAAUUGCUGUUGUUUUAGCGUUCUUUUUGCAAUUAAUUAAUAGUAAUAAAUCAGUUUAAACGGUGAUAAUGUUACUUUAAUACUGCUGUAAAAGCGUUGACUCAGUAUCGUUCGAUAUCAAUCGUGUACUGUAGUUAUCAACGACAUUGCUUCGAGCAUCGAAGAUCGAAGCUUCUAUCGUUUGGCAAGUAAAUCGAAAUGAAUUUAAAAAAUCCUGAUCUAUUUCGUUCGUGGUUAAUCGGGCAACUUGAGCCGAUAUGUAAAGCGAAUCCCGAACCAGUAUCCAAAUACGUUUGCGCGUUAUUGAAAAAGGAAAAAAGCGAUGAUGAGUUGAAAGAAAGUUUGAUAUCUCAGUUGGACAUAUUUCUCGAAUCGAGUACCGAAGAAUUCGUUAAUUUCCUAAUGGACGUGUUGGAAAACGAAAAAUAUCUAAACGACGACACUAAAUUCCAACUAUCCGAACCAGUAAAUAUGGAUAAAGAUGAUGACGUCAAAUUAGAUGCAAGUGUUGAAAUCGAACUAGAAAUCGAAAAUGAAAAGAAAGAACAGCGGAAAUCACCGUCACCCAUUCAAGCCCCAACACCAUCUCCGCCGCAUCGUUCGCAAUUUCAAAAAUCCUUCUCACCUCGACAAUCGCGACGCAGCAGAUUUCGUAACGAAAGACGCCGCUUGGGAGGUCGUAAAAGCAGACGAGAUUCGUCUCAUUCCGAUUCCCCUGGACCAGAACGCCGAACUACCGGAAGACGACGAUCAGCUUCGGGCUCUUCGGAAUCGUCUAAUAAAUCCCCUCGCAGAUCGUGGAUUGCAUCCAAACCUUCCGAUGUGAAAAAAUACAAACAUCGUAAUUUCGCCGCUCGUUCACCUCCUGCUGGUCAGAGAUCGAGAUCAAAUUCGCCUAAUUUACGGAAACGCAGGCCAACCAAUGGUGAUUUUCGUAAAAGACCGCGUCAAGCUUCGCGUUCCAAUUCGGAUGAAGAACGAUCGUAUAAUGUUUCGCAGCCCAAACGUGUGACCAAUAAUAAUUAUCAAAACGAAAUCGGUAGAAAUAUGCACGUAGCUGGAAUACCUGCCGGUGAACCGACAUUUAAUCAGAAACAGCGGUGUAUUGAUUUCGAAAGUAAGGGUUAUUGUGCCCGAGGUGAUAUGUGCCAAUAUGAUCAUGGUCCGGCUCCUAUCGUCUUGGAUAACAAUUUAUUUAAUGGAAUCGUAUCGUUACCACCUCCUCCUGUACAUAAUAACGUGUUCCAAAAUUUAUAUCCCCCGCAAUAUGUGAACACCAGUUUCCCGCCGAAACCAUUCAGGUCCGAGAAUGUCCCUCAGGUUACCACCAGAGAACUCAUAUCAGUUCCGACGAUACCGUUACCGGAGAAAUUCGAUAAUAAACAGAAAACCCUGCAAGAUGGAAAACCAUCGUAUGGUCACAUAUUCAGUUCAUUGCCUCCGGGAGUCAGCCAGACUACCAUCGAGUUGAGUAACGUUCCAGCUGAACUUAAUAAUAUCCCUAGUUUAUAUGAAAAAUUUUCGUCCUUCGGUAACAUUACAUUAAUUCAAGCUAAACGUAACGGUGACGCUAAUAUCGCCUUGUUGACCUAUACGAACGCCACCGAAGCAGCUUUAGCUUUUAUCAAUGUCGAUAGUACUAUUCCAAAAGCGAAAGCUGCCUGGUACGCUGAUAAAUGUCUUUUGAAACCGUUCCCUCGUAAAUCUAUACCUGCGAGUGGUCAAGCUAACGUCAAAUCAUACCUAUUAAAACGCAAUCCGGCCGCACCAGCUGCUGUCAAUUCUACCGCUAAUGAUGAAACAUCUCCUAUUAAACCAACAACGCCAGUUAAACCGACGCCACUGAAAUCGCCAGUCAGUAAGCCAGAUAAAGUACCCAAAGUUAGAAAGCAGGAUCCGGGUCGGUUAAUUUCCGAUUUAAUUAAUAAGAAAAAAGAACUUCUAGAGAAACAGUUAUCAUCUCGAAGAGAAAUCGAAGACAAAAUGAAAUCACUCGAGAAAACAAGCAAAGAUUACAAAAUAUGGUCUGAAGUAUUGAAAAAGCUUAACGACGUUAUAGCCGAAGGUCAUAAAAGCCUUCAGUCUUCGUUAAUACAACGUAAAGAAUAUUUACAAAAGAUGAACAUCGUUCCGAUGGAUUCGGCCACCAUAAACAGUAUGAAAGAACGACAAAAUAAACCACCUCAACCAACCACCUUUGGGACGAACCACGCUCCCCCUAAACCCGAAAAUGAUUCCGAUAACGUUCCGAACAGCUCGAACGAAUCCGAUCAGGUGGAAGAACCAGUUUUCGAAAUCAACGUCGAUUCGUCCAUUCUGAGCCAAGAAUUGGAAAAUGACGAGGAAGCCGCAAAACCUAGUCAAGGUGAUGUUAAAUCUGAUAAAGAGACCGAGUCGAAAACACCUCCAGCCAAUAUCGACUACACUCGAGUAAUCGUAACAGGUUUCGAAAACGGUGACGACGAAGACUUGAUCAAACACUUCGCCCAGUUCGGCACCAUUCUCGAUAAAGAAAUUGAUAAAACAAUACCACAAGCGACGAUAAUCUACGAUAACCGUAAAUCUGCCGAAGAGGCUAAGAAACAAGGCCGAAAUUUCCAAGAUAGGUUACUUUCAGUGACCGUCUACGGUGGUAAGAAAUAUCAGCCUUUGGUCAGACGUGUGGCCACGUUUAACCCGCAAUACGAAAAAGAAUUUCCUUCUUAUGCUCCUUAUGGUGGCGGUGCUGCGAGUGCAGUCAGUGGUAAUCCGUAUAAAUACACUAAAAAUCAGCAAGCUCAUGCUCAAGUAUCAUCACCUGCCCCUCGUCCUGCCAGUCGUAACUUUUAUUCGUACCGAGUUGAUCAGAAAAGUCGCGGAGGAGCCAAUCAGGUAAGCAAGCCAGUCGAAAACAACAUUAUGAAGUUGACCGAAGAAGAAGAUUUAGUAACGUUUCUGCAAAAAGGGGGUAUCGAUGCUAAAGAAGUCGAAAAAUACAUGGAUUAAUAAGAUUUUCGUCUUUGUAACUUUUCUAAGGACUGUUUUAUCGUUUCCCUGUUCUUUUUUUUUACCUGUAAUUGCUGUUGAUAUUUAAUAGCUGUGAUCACGAUGUACAAAUAUCUGUUAGAUUUUACGAUUUGUUGAAGAAUUGAAUAAAUAAUUUUAUUUGUGUA